AUGGAUUUAGUGACGAGUUGUAAGGACAAAUUAGCAUACUUUCGAAUAAAGGAGCUUAAGGAUGUCCUCACUCAGCUAGGACGUCCAAAGCAAGGAAAGAAACAGGACCUUGUUGAUCGGAUAUUAGCCAUUCUCUCCGAUGAUCGAGUUUCAGGAACGUGGGACAAGAAAAAUGCCGUUGGGAAAGAGGAAGUAGCAAAGUUGGUAGAUGACACUUACAGAAAAAUGAAGAUAUCUGGGGCAACUGAUUUAGCAACUAAAUCAGAUAGCAGUAAUGUAAAACUCAAUGUAAAACUCAAAGAUGAAACUGAAGAGCCUCACCAAAUGGAUAAAAUCCGCUGCCUUUGUGGAAGCACACUACCAACUGAUUCAAUGAUAAAGUGUGAAGAUCCAAGGUGCAAUGUGUGGCAGCAUAUAGCUUGUGUGGUGAUCCCUGAGAAACCUGUGGAGGGUGUUCUACCAGAUACCCCUGAAAUUUUUUACUGUGAAAUUUGUAGACUUAGUCGGGCAGAUCCGUUCUGGAUGACAGUGGCACAUCCUUUGUAUCCUGUGAAGUUGACCAUUACCAGUAUUCCUUCAGAUGGCUCAAAUCCUGUUCAGAGCAUAGAGAAAACAUUUCAUCUGACGAGGGCAGACAAAGACUUGUUGUUGAAACAAGAAUAUGACGUUCAGGCUUGGUGCAUGCUUCUUAAUGACAAGGUGCCAUUUAGGAUGCAGUGGCCACAGUAUGCAGACCUACAGGUCAAUGAUGUACAAGUACGAGCAAUAAACAGACCUAGCUCACAGCUUCUGGGGGCAAAUGGUCGAGAUGAUGGACCUAUUAUAACAACAUGCACCACCAGAGACGGCAUUAAUAAGAUUUCAUUAACAGGAUGCGAUGGUCGCAUAUUCUGUUUGGGAGUAAGAAUUGUGAAACGGCGUGCUCUUCACCAGGUUCUCAACAUGAUCCCCAAAGAAUCUGAAGGUGAACGUUUUGAGGAUGCACUUGCUCGCGUUCGUCGUUGUGUUGGUGGUGGGGCUGCCACAGAAAAUGCUGAUAGUGACAGUGAUAUUGAAGUUGUUGCUGAUUUCAUUCCUGUCAAUCUUCGUUGUCCUAUGAGUGGUUUAAGAAUGAAGAUUGCUGGAAGAUUUAAACCCUGUGUCCACAUGGGCUGUUUUGAUCUUGAAGUUUUUGUGGAAAUGAACCAAAGGUCUAGGAAGUGGCAAUGCCCUAUUUGUCUCAAGAAUUAUUCACUGGAGAGAAUCAUCAUAGACCCUUAUUUCAACCGAAUUACAUCCAAGAUUAAGAAUUGUGGAGAAGAUGUGAAUGAGAUUGAGGUUAAGCCCGACGGCUCCUGGCGUGCGAAGACAGAAGGUGACCGUAGGGCUCUCGGGGAACUUGGGCUGUGGCACUUGCCUGAUGGUAGUCUCUGUCCGUCUAUGGAAGGAGAAUCUAAACCCAAACCAGAAUUUCCUAAACUGAUUAAGCAGGAAGGUGGUUCUGAUAGCCAUGCUGGGUUGAAACUUGGAAUGAAGAAAAACCGAAAUGGUUUCUGGGAAUUGAAUAAAUCUGAUGAAAUGUUGAAACUAUCGUCUGCGAAUAGAUUGCAGGAACAAUUUUUAAACAACCAUAAUAUAAUUCCUAUGAGCAGCAGCGCCACUGGCAGUGGUAGAGAUGGUGAAGAUGCUAGUGUCAACCAGGAUGGCGCAGAAAACAUUGAUUUUGUCACAAACCACGGCAUUGAGCUGGAGUCAAUUUCCCUGAAUAUGGAACCAAGCUAUGUAUUUAAUGAGCAAAAUCCACCCGCACCACCUGAGGAAGUAAUUGUCCUCAGUGAUUCAGAAGAAGAAAAUGAGCCUCGAAUUUCUUCUGGAGCGAUUUACAAGAACAACCACAUGGACAAUGGUGGAACCACUUUUCCUGUUUCCCAGCAUGGAAUUCCUGGUUCUUAUCCGGAAGAUCCUGCCGCCUUUGGUAAUGUUAUUGGUCUUUUCAAUGAUGAUUUUGGGAUGAAUAUGUGGUCUUUGCCUUCUGGUAGUCAAGGGGCCCCUGGUUUUCAGUUAUUUGGUUCAGACGCAGACGUAACAGAUGCCUUGGUUGAUGUGCAGCAUGGUUCUAUCAAUUGUCCAACUUCAUCUAAUAGCUACACAUUGACUGCAGAGAAUGCCAUGGGACCUGCUGCACUUGUUCCUGAGUCUUCUGUUAAACAUGCUAAUGUAAAUGACGGAUUAGUUGAUAACCCUUUGGCAUUUAGUGGUAAUGAUCCUUCGCUUCAAAUAUUUCUUCCGACAAGGCCAUCCGAUGCAUCAGCACAGGCUGACACAAGAGAUCUUCCAGACGUUUCAAAUGGUAUUCGUAGUGAGGAUUGGAUUUCUCUCAGGCUUGGGGGUGGCAGCGCAGGGGGUCAUGGUGAACCUGCAGCUUCAAAUAUUUUAAGCUCCGGGGAUCAAUUACUAUCCAAGAAUGGUGCCUUGGAUUCAUUGGCGGACACGGCUUCUAUACUUCUUGGCAUGAAUGACAAGAAGUCCGACUCUGAGUAA
Messenger RNA from Fraxinus pennsylvanica, 2520 nucleotides. The record is from the annotation of a GenBank genome assembly. Lineage: Eukaryota; Viridiplantae; Streptophyta; Magnoliopsida; Lamiales; Oleaceae.